Messenger RNA from Aricia agestis (brown argus), 2235 nucleotides. RefSeq names its product G2/mitotic-specific cyclin-B2 (gene CycB). The record is from RefSeq and is a predicted model, not a curated record. Gene Ontology annotation, cellular component: cytoplasm; cyclin-dependent protein kinase holoenzyme complex; nucleus. The coding region runs from base 178 to 1686 and encodes 502 amino acids. Gene Ontology annotation, biological process: mitotic cell cycle phase transition; regulation of cyclin-dependent protein serine/threonine kinase activity. Gene Ontology annotation, molecular function: cyclin-dependent protein serine/threonine kinase regulator activity. The transcript is spliced from 7 exons. NCBI's taxonomy places the organism in Eukaryota, Metazoa, Arthropoda, Insecta, Lepidoptera, Lycaenidae.
UUGCAAACAAUUGAAUGCGACCGUUGCUCAACGAGAUUACAAAUUUUAGCAAGCUCUCGGAAAGAACACAGAUCGAAGAUUUCUAUUGAAGCGUUUUUGAUAAAAUUUUCUUUAUUUUGGGGCUUUUCAGCCAAGAAGUUUGUUCAUCUUGGCUCGUACCGCCCAUUUACAGCAAAAAUGGAAGUUCAAACAAGGAGAAACAGGACUGCUUUGAUUCAAGAUCAAGAAAAUAUCUAUGCGAACAAAAAAGUUGUAGUUGUGCCGUCAAAACGGCAAGGUUUGACUGUUCGUGGAGCGCUCGGCGAACUCAACACAAAUAUUCAAUUAAAUAGGGAAGUAAACAUUGGAAAGGUAGCAGUAACAGCAGCAGAAUAUGAAAAGAAGGCCUCUAUAAAUCGAAACGCCGUUAACAAAAGUAAUUACAGCCAUGUUCAAUCCAAAAUUGACACCGGGCUGGCUGCAAAGAAUAUUGUACAACCAUCAUCCAGACCACCGCUUAGGAGAGAGGAGAGCACAGCGGGUCUCGCUGCAAGGGCCGUAGUACGCACAAGGGCGGCCCUUAAGGACACGCAGGCCAAGCCCAACGAGUUAAAAGAAUCAAUCAAUCUUCUGUUACAAACUAAGAAAAAUGAAGUUAAGAAGACUACCAAAUUACCAACCUUAAAGGAGAACAAAGAAAAGAAACGCUUACCCAAACCAAUAUUAAAAGAAUCCACUGGGAAACUUGGGAAGCUCAAAAUAAGUGAGAACACAGACAGUUGUGAGAAACUCCAAAAGGAUAUACUUUCAGAAGUCACCAAUGUCAACACGCCUGAAUUACCUGAUGACAUUGAAGAUAUUGAUGCUAGUGACUACAACAGUCCCCUGCUUAUGUCAAUAUACAUAAAAGACAUAUACUAUUAUUUGACACAACUCGAAGAGAAGUAUCCUAUUGAAGAAGACUACUUGAAAUUUCAGACUGUUAUAACGGGUAAGAUGAGGGCGACACUGAUUGACUGGCUGGUAGAGGUGCAAAGGCAGUUCAAAUUGGUGCUGGAGACUUUCCACUUGACUGUUGGUAUAAUUGACCGCUAUUUACAGGUGGUGCCAAAUGUACAAAGAAAUCAACUGCAGCUUGUGGGAGUUACAGCUAUGUUUAUCGCGAGUAAAUACGAAGAAAUCUAUGCUCCUGAUGUAGGAGACUUUGUCUAUGUAACCGAUAAUGCAUACACCAAAGCUGAUAUAUUCCAAUGUGAAAAAGACAUCAUUACAAAACUAGGAUUCUGUUUUGCGAGACCCAUUCCACUGAGCUUUUUGAGAAGAUUUGUGAAAGCUGCGCGGGGAACAUCGAAGAAUCAUCAUCUGGCUAAAUAUUUCGUGGAUCUAUGUCUAGUUGAAUACUCGAUGGCCCACUACCACCCCUCUCAUCUCGCCGCCUCGGCUAUCUGUCUUUCUCUUUAUCUUCUUUCAGGUAAACCUCUUUCCGAAGUCUGGUCUCCGACAUUAUCUUUCUACUCUGGCUACAGUCUAGAAAAUAUAGAGCCAGUUAUGAGAAAAAUUGCUCAAAUAGUUAUUAAUGUAGAAAAGUCUAAACAUAAGGCAGUUUACAAUAAGUACACGGAUCCCACUCUAGCCAAAGUGUCAACUCUACCUCAGUUAAAAGGCGAAGCUAUAUUCGAACUAGCCAAUUCCGAGUCGUUAACAUAAUUUUUUAAUUUUAUUAGUGUUGAAAAUGUUUUUUGUAUGGACUGACUUUUUGAAUAGGGUUUGUAGGUACCUGUACUGUUUGCUUCGUAAUAAUUUUAUAUUUUAGAUGUAAUUUUAUGUUAGAUAGUUUUACCUAAGACGUGACAUGCAUACUUAGAAGAUUUUUAGCUUUACAAAUAAUAUUUAUGUUGGACUGUGGUUCAAAUGUCAGUAUUGAGUCUAAUAAUUCAGACGUAGUCUCUUCUGUUACAAAUCUUUACUUUCAAGACUAAACAUAAUUAUGUUUUCAUAAUCGCAAAAUUUAUUUAUAAAAAUAUAACUUUUAAUAUAUUUUGUAUGUUUCUUAAAACUGUGCACCUCAUGUGACUUAUUGUGGGCAAAAUUUUGAUUUUGCCUCAUGACAAUGACCAAAACUGUGCAUUCACUAUAUUUUGAUACUUUUAGGUGUAAUAAUUAUUGUACUUUAGAUUAAUUUAUACUGUGAUUAGAAUUUUGAUGUAUGUAAUUUGUUAAUAAAAUGAUUUGUAACAAAUAAAUUUUUUCAUUAUC